Molecule: messenger RNA, 1206 nt
Organism: Amphibalanus amphitrite
Lineage: Eukaryota; Metazoa; Arthropoda; Thecostraca; Balanomorpha; Balanidae
Product: ribonuclease Oy-like
Exons: 7
Coding region: 13-1056 (347 amino acids)
Biological process (GO): RNA catabolic process
Cellular component (GO): extracellular region
Molecular function (GO): RNA binding; ribonuclease T2 activity
Source: RefSeq, a predicted model, not a curated record
UGCCCAUGGGAUAUGAUGGUCGGAGACGUGCUUGCACCUGUCACCGGUAUGGUUCAUUUUGUUAACAGUUCGGAAAGACAUGAUGGUAUUAGCAACUCUGUGAGAAGGCCCAGCCUGGUUAUGGUUUCACUUGUCUCAGCAUGGCACACAUUCAUUUUCCUUCAUGCCAUAAUAUGCUGUUGCUGGGGAGUUCAAGCUGAGGUGGAACCACCACCCAGCAACUGGGACUACCUUAUUUUCACCCAGGAGUGGCCGCAGUCAGCCUGCAUUGCCUACAAGGGGGAGAACAGCCAGCGUGCCUGUGAGAUCUUCAGCAAUGUCACCUCAUGGACAGUGCAUGGGGUGUGGCCCACCAAGGCCGGGACAAAGGGUCCGCACAACUGCCAGAAGCUACCGUUUGACCUGGAGAAGCUGCGGCAGAUCGAGCCCAGCCUGCUGAUGAGGUGGCCCAACAUCUACGCCGGAAAGUCGGUCUACUCGCUGUGGAAGCACGAGUGGCUGAAGCACGGCACGUGCGCUGCCGAGCUGCCCUCUAUCGGUGACGAGCACGACUACUUCGCGCUGGGUCUGCACUGGUCGGCCACCUACCAGCCCCUGUCCGUGCUCGAGACUGCUGGAGUCCGGCCCGGAGCGGACAGGUUCCAGUGGGCGCAGAUCCGCGACGCCCUGACGGCUCACUUCAGCACGAAGAUGAUUGUCGACUGUGAAUUGGACCGGGAGACCAAGCUGUGGUACCUGACCCAGAUCAAACUCUGUCUGGACAAAUCGUUUGUGCCCACCGACUGCCACAACAAGAGUGAGCCGAUCAGCACUGCUUGUCCGGCGGAGGGUAUUCUUUACCCUCCCAUUAUCCCCACUCCGGUCCCUGUACUGAAGCCUGAACGGACAGAGAAGCAGGAGUCUGGUACAGAACAGGAGCAGGGGACAGUGCCUGGAAAGACUCCGGCCAAGGAGGAACUGGUGGAGAUAUUCACGAUCGAGCUGUCCAAGAACGAGGUGGUUGCUCCGACCAGCCGCUGGUACAGCUGGUAUCGUAUGUCGGGCCGGCCUUACUGACACUCCAGCUUCUGGGGCUGUUGCAGCCUACUAGCGUAUAGCUUUAGUGGAGGUAUGUGGCGUCUGGGGUUUGGCGCCAUCUAUGAAAGCUUCUCGCUACGUAACUGGCGCUAGAUGGCAAGUUACCUUAUUUGAUGAACUCGGAGGCUG